Ziziphus jujuba (common jujube) is the source of this 1275-nucleotide messenger RNA. Its product is annotated as polyadenylate-binding protein 1-like. The coding region runs from base 202 to 870 and encodes 222 amino acids. The record is from RefSeq and is a predicted model, not a curated record. The transcript has 6 exons. Gene Ontology annotation, molecular function: RNA binding. Lineage: Eukaryota; Viridiplantae; Streptophyta; Magnoliopsida; Rosales; Rhamnaceae.
CCACUCUUCCCAUAUCGAGUCCCAACCCAAAAAAACCCAAGGUUCCAAGCCCUGCACCGCUCGAUCCCAAAUCUAUAAUCUCCCAAAUCACACAAAAACCUCAAACAAGUAACCAAACACAAACCUGAGCUCCAUAAAAAUAUCACAUUUUGCCACUGCUUGAUUGGACCGAGGCAAAGAAGGACAGAGAGACAGAGAGAUAUGGAGGAGCAGGAGCAAGAGCAUGAGGUCUACGGCGGAGAGAUCCCCGGCGACGACGGUGACAUGGACGCCGACAUCGACAUGUCGUCUAGGCAUGAUGACGACCAAGGUUACGACGACGCUAACUCCAAGGAGUUGGAGGACAUGAAGAAGAGGCUCAAGGAGAUGGAGGAAGAGGCCGGAGCUCUUCGCGAUAUGCAGGCCAAGGUCGAGAAGGAGAUGGGCGCUGUUCAAGAUUCCUCCAGUGGUUCUGCAACCCAAGCUGAAAAGGAGGAGGUGGAUUCAAGAUCUAUUUAUGUUGGUAAUGUUGACUAUUCAUGUACUCCUGAGGAAGUCCAGCAGCAUUUUCAAUCAUGUGGAACGGUGAACAGAGUUACAAUUUUGACUGACAAAUUUGGUCAGCCAAAAGGAUUUGCUUAUGUUGAGUUUGUUGAAGUUGAUGCUGUUCAAAAUGCUCUUCUGUUAAAUGAGUCAGAACUGCAUGGUCGUCAAUUGAAGGUCUCUGCUAAGCGUACAAACAUUCCUGGGAUGAAGCAGUACCGAGGAAGGCGACCUAACCCAUAUUUUCGAUCCAGAAGGCCCUUCGUGCCUGCUGCCCCUUUCUAUCCUGCAUAUGGUUAUGGAAGGGUUCCAAGGUUCAGGCGGCCGAUGCGCUUCAGACCAUACUAGUGAUGAAUGUUAAAAUAUUGGGGUGGUCAGCACUGUGGGAAGACCAUUACUCAAAAAAAAAAAAAAAAAAAAAGUCAUAUCUUCAGUACUUUAGUCUGGAUGAAAGAACCUGUAUCAUCAUUUGCAUGGAAAAAUUCCAACUUGAUUCUUUCUCAAAAUUGUAGCAUGCCAGGGAGGAGGGAGGAAUAAGUUUAUGCUUUGACUUGAUUUGUGGAGGGUAUAAUAGAGGUUGCAUGCAUCUACCUACUUUAGAGAGGAUAAAAGGAGGCAAAUUUAUGCAAAUGCAUGUGUUGGAGAUAGAUUCUUAAUUUCUAAAUCGCUAUUUUAGAUUUGUAACUUUUUUAACUUCAGCGUGGAUGAAUUUAAACCAUUAAAGGAUCAUCUUCUUAAAUUUUUGAAUCGACU